Messenger RNA from Exophiala bonariae, 2187 nucleotides. RefSeq lists its product as uncharacterized. The record is from RefSeq and is a predicted model, not a curated record. Lineage: Eukaryota; Fungi; Ascomycota; Eurotiomycetes; Chaetothyriales; Herpotrichiellaceae. Gene Ontology annotation, molecular function: DNA binding; zinc ion binding. The transcript has 4 exons. The coding region runs from base 1 to 2187 and encodes 728 amino acids. Gene Ontology annotation, biological process: DNA-templated transcription.
AUGCUGCGAGUCGCAAGAGGGCCGUGUAUGUUGAACAAGCCUGUGCAACCUGCAAAACUCGCAAGACGAGGUGUGAUGGAAGUCAUCCUUGUGAACCUUGUCAACGUCGAUCCCUGGAAUGCCGAUACGCACGAAAUCCGGCUGAUAGCACUCAGCAAACAGAUGACUCUCCAAGCAGUCUUACCUCCAGCGCCUCAAAGUCAAGAUCUUACCGUAUUGAAUAAGCUCGUCUACGCGCUUCAAUCAAAGGUUGCCAUCCUGGAGCAACAACAAGUCCAGGGAACUGGAACCAGAUCACCUCAUGGGACCAUCUCAAAUAAACUACGAAAAAUUGGUGAGGGAAUGGAUAGAGAACUUCCCUCUCAGCCCAAUUUUUCGACGUUUGCCGGCCCGACGAGCGCAAACUUCAGCUUCGGCCUUGCUAAGUUAAUGCUCGAUCAAGAAAAUGCUUCUGAAGCAGGAAUCUCCGACUUGGAGCAAGAAGUUGAAUUGGCCGGCUCCGUAAGUCUCGGUAGAGAGACAGAUGAAGACGAUGUUCCAGGAGCUGUCGAUUUCCAAGAGCUUCAACGGAACCCGAUGAACUCUAAGCUACUAUAUGGGAUGGAGAAGAGUCAUGCACUUAAUCUUCUCCAGAUCUACCAUGAAUGCGUAGGAGUUCUGCAUCCAAUUGCAGAUAUCUCCUCCCUACAAACCCAAGUUGACCUACUCUGGCCAUCGUCCAAAACUUCGCUGCAGGACAAGAGUAUCCCUCCCACCCAAGGCGGAAAUUUCGCUCACUUGAAAAUGGUUCUUGCGAUCGGACUCUUGGCAGAAGGUGGAGGUGCGAGCGCCUUGAGUGAAAGGAUCUUCCACGAGCUCCAGCCGGUCGCUACCAGCGUAGUAUUUGCAAAGAAUUUCAAUCUGCAUGGCCAGAUACUGUUGCUCCUCAUGGCCUUCUUCCACAUGUUCAAGGAUGAUUGUCGUCUUGCUUCACGCUAUGUCGCGAUUGCAUGCCGCCUGAUGAUCGAAGCUGGACUUCAUCAAAAGCACAUAUUAAUGCGCCGCUUUAUUCAAAGUGAGGCCCGUACAGAAGUCAUCAACGUCCUCGUGGCAUGCGUAAUCCUUGAUCGUCAGCUCAACUUCAAUGCAGGAUUGCCUUUCACCUUGAAGGAUACUGAUAUUGACAUUACCGAGACAGGUACAUUGAAUCCAUAUGCGAAAGCGAUGACUUCUUACAUCAGGAUCGGACCUCCUGCCUGGGCCGCUGUGACGGACGAGCGUGGUAGAGCGAAACAGCGAAUCAAAGACGAGGACUUUGACUACGUAGAUUAUCAAGUGCAGCGCUGGCAGGAGAGUCUGCCAGCCUAUCUACGUCUCCAGAGGGGAGCGAAUGCUAUCAAAACCACUAGCGACGGUCAUAUAUACGUGGACCAAGGCACACAAUUCCUUCGAUUCAUCUUAUAUCUGCGCGCAAACCAAUUCCGGAUUGUUGUCAUGAGACCUUUGCUGUUCUCGUCGCAGACAUACAUGGCAAACAUCAAACGUAUUAGGAUCGUGGCGCAAAUUGCACAAGAUACGGUUGAAACAAUCGAAGAGAUGAACGAAAAGUACGACCUUUAUAAGAAACAGCAACCCGUUUUGAAUUUGUUCUUGUCCUCGGCACUUUCUACACUGUUUCUGGUCUACAUUCACAGCCUACGAGAACAGCGCACCGGUGCCAGUGAUGACACCCUCGAGUUGGCCACUUGGAAUCAAGGUGUGAGGGAUGGACUCAACAAAGGACUGGCACUAAUACAAGCUUAUUCAACAUAUCGGUCCUCCCAGCGUCUGUGGCAAAAGUUCGCCGGGCCUCAUGGGCUCCUAUCCCGCCUCAGCCUUGCCGACCAUGCUCAGACGGUGGAGGGAGCUACUUCGACGGUCUCGGGUUCUAGAGGCGUCUCUUUGCAAUCCGGCACUAGUUAUGAACCGCCUAAGGACUCCGAUAUCCACGGGCAGACUCAACCACCGACAGUCGGGUCAGCUAUCGAGCCACCUGCCUAUCCAGAUCCCGCAGCCGCCGAUUUCCGACUGAUUCAGACUGCCAACCCUUUUCAACCCUAUGAGUUCACGGAUUACUCGCCCUUACCAUUUUUAAACAUGAAUCCACUACUUGUAUCGAAUGAUAUUGAUGUUUUCUACGAUAAUAUGUGGGAUGACAACAUGUUCUAA